Messenger RNA from Nyctereutes procyonoides (raccoon dog), 3267 nucleotides. RefSeq names its product stAR-related lipid transfer protein 6-like. Gene Ontology annotation, molecular function: lipid binding. Lineage: Eukaryota; Metazoa; Chordata; Mammalia; Carnivora; Canidae. The record is from RefSeq and is a predicted model, not a curated record. The coding region runs from base 2273 to 2950 and encodes 225 amino acids. The transcript has 7 exons.
CCUCCGCGGUGCGCGGGCUCCCGGGACCCUGGGCGCGGGCGGUCGCCGUUCCGGCCCCGGCCCCGAGCGCGGCCCCCGGGGCUGGCCGCCGGCCCCACCCGCAGCAGGCGCGCGGGGCGCUAACAGUCCUGGGGGCCUCGGUUCCCGGGGCGGGAUGGCCGGGCCCCGCCGGGCAGCGCAGAGGAAGGGACGCUCUAGGAGCAGGCGCGCAGACCCGGCCGCAGCCCGCGUGCACGGGGACACGGGGGGCGAAGAACGCAGCCUCGCCGGGUGCUGGUGCCAGGGGAGGAUGCCGUCGCGGCGCCGGGCUCGCUUUCUGUGCCGCCGACCUUAGGGGCGAAGGCGACCUUGCCCGUCUCUCCCGCCGAGUGUGACCCGCUGCUCCGAGGCCCCACCACCAGGUAACCCCGCCGUCGGGGCCCCUUGCGCGACCCCCAGACCCAUCCUCUCCUCGCUUCUCAGCGACCGAGAAAGUCCACAAGCUGCGAGGUGCAAUGAACCGGUUCAAUUCACCGCGCUUAUUGUUGUUUGGAGGUGAGUGCCAGGCCCGCAGGACUCGACCCUCUAGAGCCAACAGCGGUUCCGGUAAUUGGUGCCUUUUCUACAACAGCUAAUCUCAGGUUAAGAGAGAUGGAGAGCUCCACAAGGAUUUGGAGAAGAGUCCCAAUAAUUAUUAAAAUUCUGGACUAGAUCGAUUAGGAAAGGUAAAGAAACCAAAAGUCGACUGGGUUAAAAGGAGUUGUAAUGGUUUAGUAAAGCUUUUCAAAUAGAGAUGUCAACUAGGCGUUAUGCCUUGCUGGAGGACUAAACAAGAGAAAGCGGGUUUAGGAGCCAACCUAGGGCUUUAAGUGAGAGCCAGUUAAGACAUAGUUCUGAUAAUUGAACUUUAAGGAGGUUUAUUGAGGCAGCUCUUUGGGGAAUUUUUUAAAAAGAUUUUAUUUAUUUAUUCAUGAGAGACACAGAUGGAGAGGCAGAGACACAAGAAGCAGGCUCCAUGCAGGGAGCCUAACCGGGGACUCAAUCCCGGGAAUCCAGGAUCAAUCACAUCCUGGGCUGAAGGUGCUAAACUGCUGAGCCACCCGGGCUGCCCUCUUUGGAGAAUUUUUUUUAAAAGAUAGAUUUAAGUGUGUCAUUUUGAGCAAAGAAACUAAUGUUUCUGAUCAAGAAGGGGUCCCACGGUUUCAGUCACUUUUGCAUAUAUUAAUUCAUCUUUAUAAUGACCCCAUGAGAUGGAUAUUACUGUCCCCAAUCUAUUCAAAGGUUAAACAAUUUAUUCAAAAUAAUUUAGUUGAUGAUGAGCAGCAAAGUUAGGAUUUGAAUCCAGCCAUCUUUUGUCACAUUCCUUCCCCCAUAAGCCAGCUUCCUCUAAGGGAAAACUAGAUAAUGAGCCAAAGGACCAAUGAGACUUCAGUUUCCUGAACUCAUUCAGAACAGAAAUAGUAUCUUGCUCAGUUGCGUUUGCCACACCUCCAUAGUACCUAAUCCCUAGUAAGGGGUUCAGUAAAUAUGUUCAUAUUGAAUUGAUUUGACCUUGAUCCUGUCUGAAGAGGCAAUGUUUCAACAAAGUCACCAAUGAAGAGGAGUCUGUCAUUCAUUUGGGAAGAAUAUUACAAGCAGAGGGAACAGCAAGUACAAAGAUCCUGAGGUAGGAAGAUGCUUAGUUGUAUUUGAGGAACAGCCAAGUCAAUAUGAUUGGAGCUGAGUGGAAGAGAAGACAGGUAAGAGUUGCCUUUGGAGAGGAAGCCAAGGGUCAGAUUCUUUAGUGCCACUGCCGUCACUUAAAAAAGACUUAGUCCCAGGAACACUGGAUCAACAGAUUAUGAUGUUUUACAAGAGAAAUAAAAUAUGAUUAAGCUCUUAGAAAUAUUAAUGAUUUAUUGAAUGGCUAUUACAUGCCAGGUAAUGGGAUAGGACAUUAAAGUGCAUUAUCUCAUUAAUUUUGCAGAGUUAGCUAGUAUCUCAGAAAAUGGGAAAAUGGAAAUAUUAAAUAAUGUGGUUCACAAUUAGUGGCAGACAGGAUUCAACCCGGGUCUCUUUGAGUCCAAAGCCUGCUCUUCAUACUAUACCACAUUUUCUUGUUUGAAAGAUAAGGAAGAAGGAAUUCAUGCAUGUACACACUUAGCAAUUAUUAAGUAAAAACUUAAUAAAAAAUUAUUGUUCGUUACUCUGUGAGAGACUGUAGAAAUAGUCUUAAAAUGUAAUACAGCAUUUUAAAAUUGUUUUGUAUGAUUAUAUUCUUACCAGUUGUCUGUUUUUACAACUUUGCAGGUAAAUGGACUAUAAGGCACUUGCCCAAGAAACUGCACUAGAAAUUUUAGGGUACAAUCAAGACACAACAGGCUGGAAAGUGGUUAAGACUUCAAAAAAGAUAACUGUUUCCAGCAAGGCUUCUAAAAAAUUCCAUGGAAAUCUAUAUCGUGUUGAAGGAGUGAUUCCAGAAUCGACAACUAACCUAUCUGAUUUCCUCUACAAACCUGAAAACAGAAUUACAUGGGAUAAAGCAUUAAAAGUGUACAAUAUGGUACACAGGAUUGAUUCGGACACAUGCAUAUGUCAUACCAUCACACAAAGCUUUGCCAUGGGCUCAAUCUCCCCCCGGGACUUUGUCGACUUAGUGUACUUCAAGCGCUGUGAAGGGAAUAUGGAUAUUAUCAGUUCUAACAGUGUGGAUUUUCCAGCAUAUCCUCCAUCUUCAAAUUAUGUCCGUGGUUAUAACCAUGCUUGUGGCUAUAUAUGUUCUCCUCUGCAAGAGAACCCAGCACAUUCCAAACUAGUGAUGUUUAUUCAGACAGAAAUGAGAGGAAAAUUGUCCCCAUCCAUAAUUGAAGCAACCAUGCCUUCCAACUUGGUAAGCUUCAUCCUCAAUGCAAAGGACGGAAUAAAGGCACUGAGAAGUCCAUCGGGAUGCGGACACCAUCAGGGUGGUCACUCAUCGUUCCUAAAGAAUUAAGGCCGUAGAAAACAUGUGUGGCAAUGACUGCAGUUUACUUCCAAGUCAGUAUGCAUAAAUACCGUUACACUAUUCUAGACAAUAUCCUUGUACAAAUUACUGAAGGCACUUUGUGAAAAUAAGAACUCAUAGUUGUACAAGAGAAUAGCAUUAAAUAUAGCUUUUAAUCUCUUAUAAGAAUGAUGUUAAUAACAAAUGUUCUUAAUGCACUUUUAUCUGUUGCUUUUUUCCCCUGGAAAAUGCUCUGUAAAAGAAUCAGUAAGAAAAAAUACGCAGUCAGAAGUCAGCAUUAAUUAAAAACUAAAAUAUAUUUUAAA